AUGACCAUUUGCUUCUACAAAGCCAGUGGGAAAAUCUCUCACUCGAGUUGGCUAAGAUGGAAUCUUACAGAAAAUGAGCAAGAGAUAGUACAAAAACGCACUUUCACAAAAUGGAUCAACUCUCAUCUGGCCAAGCGGAAACCCCCAAUGGUGGUAGAAGAUCUUUUCGAAGACAUGAAAGAUGGUGUAAAACUGCUUGCUCUCCUGGAGGUCCUAUCCGGGCAGAAACUGCCUUGUGAACAGGGACGCCGUAUGAAGCGCAUCCACGCCGUGGCUAACAUCGGCACGGCACUCAAGUUCCUUGAAGGAAGAAAGAUUAAAUUAGUCAACAUUAACUCUACCGAUAUCGCUGAUGGCCGACCCUCAAUAGUUCUUGGACUGAUGUGGACCAUUAUUUUAUAUUUCCAGAUCGAAGAGUUGACCAGCAACCUGCCACAGCUGCAGUCCUUGUCCAGCAGCACGUCCUCCGUGGACAGCACGGUCAGCUCGGAGACUGCCAGCCCCCCGAGUAAGCGCAAAGUGGCCACCAAGAUCCAGGGAAAUGCUAAGAAGGCUUUGUUAAAGUGGGUUCAAUACACAGCAGCCAAGCAGACUGGAAUGUAAGUAAAAGACUUUGGGCGGAGUUGGAGAAGUGGGGUUGCCUUUCAUUCAGUCAUCCACGCUAUCCGACCAGAACUAGUGGACUUGGAGAGGGUCAAAGGAAGAUCUAACCGAGAAAACCUGGAGGAAGCCUUCACUAUUGCUGAGACAGAACUGGGGAUCCCCAGGUUGCUAGAUCCUGAAGAUGUCGAUGUGGAUAAACCAGAUGAGAAGUCUAUUAUGACCUAUGUAGCCCAGUUUCUGAAACAUUAUCCUGACAUUCACAACACAAGCACUGAUAUGCAAGAGACCGAUAGAGAAGACAGGCUAAUUUUGAAGGAAAUGAAAGUUUGGAUAGAACAGUUUGAAAGAGAUUUGACGAGGGCACAGAUGACGGAAUCAAAUUUGCAGGAUAAAUAUCAGUCAUUCAGGCACUUCAGAGUUCAAUAUGAAAUGAAAAGGAAACAGAUUGAACAUUUAAUACAACCUUUAUAUAGAGACGGUAAAUUGUCACUUGACCAAGCCUUGGUAAAACAGUCCUGGGAUAGAGUGUCCUCCAGGCUAUUCGAUUGGCAUAUACAGCUUGAUAAGUCUCUUCCAGCACCUCUGGGUACCAUAGGCGCCUGGUUAUACAGAGCAGAGGUGGCCCUGAGGGAGGAAAUAACCAUUCAGCAGGUCCACGAGGAAACGGCCAACACUAUACAACGGAAACGUGAACAACACAAGGAUCUGCUUCAAAACACAGAUGCCCACAAAAGAGCCUUCCAUGAAAUCUACCGGACCAGGUCUGUCAACGGGAUCCCAGUGCCACAUGACCAAUUAGAGGACAUGGCUGAGAGGUUUCAUUUUGUUUCCUCCACAUCAGAACUACACUUAAUGAAAAUGGAAUUUCUAGAAUUAAAGUACCGUCUGCUCUCACUGCUGGUUCUUGCAGAGUCAAAGCUGAAGUCUUGGAUCAUCAAGUAUGGGAGGAGAGAGUCGGUGGAGCUGCUUCUGCAAAACUACAUCGCCUUUAUAGAAAACAGCAAGUUCUUCGAACAAUAUGAAGUGACAUACCAGAUCUUGAAAGAGACGGCUGAGAUGUACGUCAAAGCUGAUGGUUCAGUGGAAGAAGCUGAGAAUGUGAUGAAAUUCAUGAGUGAAACCACCGCGCAGUGGAGGAACCUCUCAGUAGAGGUGAGAAGUGUGCGGAGCAUGCUGGAAGAAGUAAUCGCCAGCUGGGACCGAUAUGGCGAUACCGUGGCUAGUCUUCAGGCCUGGCUAGAGGAUGCUGAAAAAAUGCUGAAUCAAUCAGAACAUGCCAAAAAGGAUUUCUUUCGAAAUUUGCCUCAUUGGAUACAGCAACACACUGCUAUGAACGAUGCUGGCAAUUUUCUAAUUGAAACAUGUGAUGAGGUGGUUUCCCGUGAUCUUAAGCAGCAAUUAUUAUUGCUAAAUGGACGAUGGAGAGAGUUGUUUAUGGAAGUCAAGCAAUAUGCUCGAGCCGAUGAGGUGGACAGAAUGAAGAAAGAAUACACAGACUGCAUUACUACCUUGUCUGACUUUUCAACUGAAGCCCACAGGAAACUUUCUGAGCCUUUAGAAGUCUCUUUCAUGAAUGUCAAGUUAUUAAUUCAAGAGUUGGAGGAUAUUGAGCAGAGGGUACCUGUGAUGGAUGCUCAAUACAAAAUAAUCACAAAGACAGCACAGCUCAUUACCAAAGAGAGCUCCCAAGAAGAAGCUAAUGAAAUGUUUGCAACCAUGUCGGGGCUCAAAGAGCAGCUAACCAAGGUCAAAGAACGUUACUCCCCACUCCUUUAUGAGUGUCAACAACUGUCGACACCGUUGGAGGAUUUAGAAAAGCAGAUGACGUUCUUUUAUGACUCACUUGGGAAAAUCAAUGAAAUUAUGACCAUCCUUGAGCAUGAAGCACAAUCUAGUGCUCUUUUUAAACAAAAACAUCAGGAACUGUUAGCUUGUCAAGAAAGCUGUAAGAAAACCAUGACACAAAUCGAGAAAGGCAGUCAAAGUGUUCAAAAGUUUGUGACCUCGAGCAAUGUGUUAAAGCAUUUUGAUCAGACAAAGUUACAGAGGCAGAUUGCAGAUGUUCAUGUUGCCUUUCAGAAUAUGGUAAAGAAAACUGGAGAUUGGAAGAAACAUGUGGAAACCAACAGUCGCCUGAUGAAGAAAUUUGAGGAGUCUCGAGCAGAGUUGGAGAAGGUGCUGCAGAUGGCACGGGAAGGCCUGGAGGAAAAGGGGAAUCCGGAAGACCUCCUGAAGAAACACACUGAGUUUUUCAGUCAGCUGGAUCAGAGGGUGCUCAAUGCUUUCCUGAAAGCUUGUGACGAGCUCACCGACAUUCUCCCUGAGCAGGAACAGCGAGGGCUGCAGGAAGCUGUUAGAAAGCUCCACAAACAGUGGAAGGAUCUUCAAGGAGAAGCCCCGUAUCACUUGCUUCACCUGAAGAUUGAGGUGGAGAAGAACAGAUUCUUGGCCUGUGUAGAAGAAUGCAGAGCUGAGCUGGAUCGCGAAACCAAGCUGGUAUCCCAGGAAGGCAGUGAAAAGCUUAUCAAAGAGCACAGGAUUUUCUUCAGAGACAAAGGUCUUCAUCAUCUGUGUGAGAAAAGGUUACAGCUCAUUGAAGAACUGUGUCUGAAACUCCCAGUCCGGGACCCUGGAAGGAACACACCUGAAACCUGUCACGCGACCCUCAAAGAGCUCAGAGCUGCCAUCGACAGCACCUACGCGAAGCUCGUGGAUGAUCCGGACAAGUGGAAAGACUACGCCAGCAGAAUUUCUGAGCUCUCAUCCUGGAUCGCUGCAAAGGAGACACAGUUGAAGGGGGUUAAGAGUGAGACCAUCAGUACUGCCAACCAUGGAGAGUUUAAACGGGCGGUAGAGGAGAUAAGAAGGGGUGUUACCCAAAAAGGCGAGACUCUCGGCUGGCUGAAAUCCAGGCUUAAAAUUUUGGUUGAAGUUUCUUCUGAGAAAGAAGCCCAAAUGCAAGGAGAUGAGCUGGCAAAGUUAUCCAGUUCCUUCAAGGCUCUCGGAACUUUGUUGUCAGAGGUUGAAAAGAUGUUAAGCAACGUUGGGGACUGUGUCCAGUACAAAGAAAGUGUGCAGAGUUCCCUUGAAGAGUUAAUUUCUGGUUCUAAAGAGGUCCAGGACCAAGCCGAGAAGAUACUGGACACUGAAAACCUGUUUGAAGCACAGCAGUUACUUCUUCACCACCAGCAAAAAACAAAGAGGAUCGCUGCAAAAAAGAGGGACGUGCAGCAGCAGAUCGCACAGGAUCGGCAGGGGGAAGGUGGGCUGCCGGGCCAAGUCCGGGAGGAGCUGCGGAAGCUGGAGAGCAGCCUGGACAGUGUGGAGCGCAGCAGGGAGAAGCAGGAACGCCGCAUCCAGGUCACAUUAAGAAAAUGGGAGCGAUUUGAAACAAACAAAGAAACAGUGGUCAGAUACCUUUUUCAAACAGGUUCCAGCCAUGAACGCUUCUUGAGUUUUAGCAGUUUGGAAAGUUUAUCUUCAGAAUUGGAACAGACAAAGGAGUUUUCUAAACGAACGGAAGGUAUUGCAGUCCAGGCUGAGAAUCUUGUGAAGGAAGCUUCAGAGAUACCACUUGGGCCCCAGAAUAAGCAUCUGCUUCAGCAGCAGGCCAAGUCAAUCAGAGAACAAGUCAGAAAAUUAGAAGACACACUCGAAGAAGAUAUUAAAACCAUGGAAAUGGUGAAAAACAAGUGGGAUCAUUUUGGCAAUAAUUUUGAGACCCUGUCCAUCUGGAUAACUGAGAAAGAAAAAGAACUCAAUGCCUUGGAAACUUCGUCAUCUGCCAUGGACGUGCAAAUCAGCCAAAUUAAGGUCACAAUUCAAGAAAUAGAAAGUAAGAUCAGCAGCAUUACAGGACUAGAAGAAGAAGUUCAGUCUUUUGCCCAGUUUCUUACCACCGGAGAAUCUGCUCGAAUGAAAGCCAAGUUGACACAGAUAAGACGAUACUGGGAAGAGCUCCGAGAGCAUGCGCAGUGUCUGGAAGGAACAAUCCUGGGGCAUAUAUCUCAGCAGCAAAAGUUUGAAGAGAAUCUUAGAAAGAUUCAGCAGUCUGUGUCUGAAUUUGAAGAUAAACUUGCUGAUCCAAUUAAAAUAUGUUCUUCAGCUACAGAAACAUACAAAGCUCUUCAAGAACAUAUGGAUCUUUGUCAGGCUCUGGAGUCACUGAACAGCUCAGUGGCUGCUCUCUCAGCCGGUGCGCAGAAGGUCGCUAACAGAGGCCGCUCCAUUCAGGACGUUGAGACACUACAGCGGGAAUACGAGGGGACACUGAGUCAGGCCAAGGAGAGACAGACUGUGCUGGAGAGCCUGCUGGCCACCUGGCAGAGGAAAUCCUGGGCCAGCUGUUCUCUAAGUGCACUGCAAAGUGAAAUGGUAUCCCAGGCCACGAUCUACAGUAACCUUUUGCAAGUGAAGGAAUCAUUAUUCUCAUUGGCCUCCAAAGAUGAUGUGAAAAUGAUGAAGCUACAUCUGGAGCAGUUGGAUGAGAGAUGGAGAGAUUUGCCACAGAUAAUUAGCAAAAGGAUUAAUUUUCUUCAGUCUGUGGCCACCGAACACCAGCAAUUCGAUGAACUUCUUCUUUCCUUUUCUGUCUGGAUUAAGCUGUUUCUCAGUGAAUUACAAACUACUUCUGAGAUAAGCAUCACCGACCAUCACGCAGCUCUCAUUCGGCACAAGGACCACGCCGCAGAAAUAGAGAGCAAAAAGGGGGAACUGCAAAGCCUGCAGGGUCACCUCGCAAAGCUGGGUGCCCUGGGUCGAGCUGAGGACCUUCACCUUCUCCAGGGCAAAGCGGAGGACUGCUUCCAGCUGUUCGAGGAAGCCAGCCAGGUGGUGGAGAGGCGGCAGCUUGCCCUGUCCCAGGUGGCGGAAUUCGUACAGAGCCACGCCUCCCUGUCAGGGGGUCUCCUCCGGCUGCGGCAAACGGUGGAGGCAACCAACAGUAUGAACAAGAAACAGACCGAUCGACUAGAGAAGGACCUGAGUGACGCUAUUCGAGAGGUUAAAACAUUCGAAUCUACUGCCAUCGGUCUGGACGGCAUUCUUACCAAAGCCCAAUACCAUCUUAAAAGCGGAAGUUCUGAGCAAAGGACUUCCUGCAGAACUAUAGCUGAUCAUCUCUGUUUAGAAUUAGAGAGUAUCCAGAACCUUCUGGGAACCAAGCAGAGUGAGGCAGAUGCCCUGGCAGUAUUGAAAAAGGCAUUCCAAGACCAGAAAGAAGAGUUGCUGAAAAGUAUUGAGGACAUCGAAGAAAGAACCGACAAAGAGCGGCUAAAAGAACCUACUCGCCAAGCGCUUCAGCAGAGGUUGAGAGUCUUUAAUCAGUUAGAAGAUGAAUUGAAUUCUCAUGAGCACGAGCUGUGUUGGUUGAAAGACAAAGCGAAGCAAAUUGCUCAGAAAGAUGUAGCCUUUGCACCUGAAGUCGACAGGGAGAUAAACCGCUUAGAAGUCACCUGGGAUGAUACCAAGAAACUAAUUCAUGAAAACCAGGGCCAAUGCUGUGGACUUAUUGACUUAAUGAGAGAAUAUCAGAACUUGAAAUCAGCUGUAUCUAAAGUCUUAGAAAAUGCCAGCAAUGUCAUUGUAACCAAAACUGCUAUAAAAGAUGAAGAAGAUCUUAAAUGGGCUUUAUCCAAGCAUGAAACUGCCAGGAAUGAAAUGUGUAAUAAACAGAAGGAAUUGGAUAAUUUUACCAGUAAAGGAAAACAGUUGUUAUCUGAACUGAAAAAAAUUCACAGUAGUGAUUUCAUUUUGGUGAAAACAGACAUGGAGAGCACUGUGGACAAAUGGCUGGAUGUAUCAGAGAAAAUCGAGGAGAACAUGGAUAGGCUAAGGGUGAGCCUGUCCCUUUGGGCUGAUGUACUUUCAAGUAAAGAUGAGAUCGAAGGAUGGUCAAACAAUUCUGUUCCACAGCUGGCCGAAAGCAUCAGCAACCUGAAUGACAGCCUGAGGGCGGGAGAAUUCCUCAAAGAAUUUGAGUCUGAAGUUAAAAACAAAGCAUUGAAAUUGGAAGAACUUCAUUCCAAAGUUAAGGAUCUAAAAGAAUUAACUAAAAAUCUAGAAACGCCACCAGACCUUCAGUUUAUAGAAGCAGACUUAAGGCAGAGACUGGAGCAUGCCAAAGAACUUACCGAAGAGGCCAAAGGAACCCUGAAAGAUUUCACUGCUCAGAGUACACAAGUGGAGAAAUUUGUUAAUGACAUAACAACCUGGCUGACAAAACUGGAGGAAUCCUUAAUGAACUGUGCUCUAACGGAGACUUGUGAAGGGCUGAAAAAAGUAAAGGAAAUACAAAAAGAACUUCAAAGUCAGCAAAGCAGCAUCAGCUCCACCCAAGAAAAUCUCAAUAGUUUGUGCCGCAGGUACCACUCAGCUGAGCUGGCGGGCCUGGGCAGCGCCAUGACUGGGCUGAUAAAGAAACACGAGGCCGUGAGCCAGCUGUGCCUCAAAACACAGGCCAGCCUUCAGGAGUCUCUGGAAAAACACUUUAAUGAGUCUAUGCAGGAAUUCCAAGAAUGGUUUUCUGGAAUAAAAGUAGCAGCGAAAGAAUCAUCGGAUAGAACUGGUGACAGCAAAGUUCUCGAGGCGAAGCUUCACGAGCUUCAGAAUGUUUUGGACUCCGUCACUGAUGGGCAGAGCAAGCUUGAUGCCGUGACUCAAGAAGGACAAACCUUAUACGCACAUUUGUCUAAACAAAUUGUCAGCAGCAUUCAGGAACAAAUUACGAAGGCUAACGAAGAGUUUCAGGCAUUUCUGAAACAGUGCCUUAAAGACAAACAGGCUCUUCAAGACUGUGCUUUAGAACUUGGGAGCUUUGAAGAUCAGCACAGAAAACUGAACUUAUGGAUCCAUGAAAUGGAUGAAAGGUUAAGUACAGAAAACUUAGGAGAGAGUAAACAGCACAUUCCUGAGAAGAAAAAUGAAGUCCAUAAAGUUGAAAUGUUUCUGGGAGAACUGCUGGCUGCCAGAGAAUCUCUUGAUAAGCUCUCCCAGAGAGGGCAGCUUCUCAGCGAAGAAGGCCACGGCGUUGGGAAAGAAGGACGCCUGUGCUCUCAGCUGCUCACGACCUACCAGCACUUACUCAGAAUGACCAAGGAGAAACUCAGGAGCUGCCAGCUGGCCCUGCAGGAGCACGAGGCCCUGGAGGAGGCACUGCAGAGCAUGUGGUCCUGGGUGAAGGAUGCUCAAGACAAACUGGCCUGUGCAGAGAGCACCGUCGGAAGCAAAGACACCUUGGAAAAACGGCUGUUACAAAUACAGGAUAUUCUCCUGAUGAAAGGCGAAGGAGAAGUUAAGUUGAACAUGGCCAUUGGCAAAGGGGAACAGGCCGCGAGAAGUAGCAACGAAGAGGGUCGGAGGGUGAUCCAGACUCAGCUACAGACCCUGGCAGACGUGUGGGCGAACAUCAUGGGCUCCGCCCUCCGUGCUCAGAGCAACCUAGAGUCUGUGAUUAGCCAAUGGAAUGACUACCUGGAGUGGAAAAACCAGCUGGAGCAGUGGAUGGAAUCAGUGGAUCAAAAAGUAGAACAUCCAUUGAAACUGCAGGCAGGUCUGAAAGAGAAGUUUUCCCUUCUGGACCACUUUCAGUCCAUCGUAUCCGAGGGGGAGGGACACACCGGAGCUCUACACGGCCUCAUUGCAAAGUCCAGGGAGCUCUACCAGAAGACCGAGGAUGAGUCUUUCAAGGAAACAGCUCAAGAGGAACUGAAAACCCAGUUUAAUGACAUAAUGACAGUGGCCAAGGAGAAAAUGAGGAAAGUGGAAGAAAUUGUGAAGGACCACCUAAUGUAUCUAGAUGCAGUCCAGGAAUUCACAGACUGGCUCCAUUCAGCAAAGGAAGAACUUCACCGGUGGUCAGAUAUGUCUGGAGAUUCAUCAGCCACCCAGAAAAAGCUGUCUAAAAUUAAGGAGCUGAUGGAUUCCAGAGAGAUUGGAGCGAGCCGCCUAAGCAGAGUGGAGUCGCUGGCUCCUGCGGUGACACAGAACACAACUGCCAGUGGGAGUGAGCUCAUGGACACGGAGAUGCAGGCCCUGCGUGCCGACUGGAAGCAGUGGGAAGACAGUGUAUGCCAGACGCAGACCAGCCUGGAGACCCUGGUCAGCCAGAUGGCCCUUUCGGAGCAGGAAUUCACAGGCCAAGUGGCUCAACUGGAGCAGGCCCUGGAGCAGCUCGGGGUCCUUCUGACGACGUGGGCGCAGCAGUUAAGUGUCCUGGAAGGCAAGAACACAGACACGGAGAUGGUGGAGUGCUGGCAGAAGGGGCGAGAGAUACUGGAUGCUCUACAAAAAGCAGAGCCUAAGACAGAGGAUCUCAAGUCUCAGCUGAAUGACCUUUGUCGGUUUUCCAGAGACCUGAGUACAUACAGUGGCAAAGUUUCUGGCUUGAUUAAAGAAUAUAAUUGGUGA
Messenger RNA from Pteropus alecto (black flying fox), 9009 nucleotides. Its product is annotated as nesprin-1-like. The record is from RefSeq and is a predicted model, not a curated record. Gene Ontology annotation, molecular function: protein binding. The transcript is spliced from 54 exons. NCBI's taxonomy places the organism in Eukaryota, Metazoa, Chordata, Mammalia, Chiroptera, Pteropodidae.